Hymenoscyphus albidus is the source of this 260-nucleotide messenger RNA. Lineage: Eukaryota; Fungi; Ascomycota; Leotiomycetes; Helotiales; Helotiaceae. The record is from the annotation of a GenBank genome assembly.
AUGCUCGAAAGUUCAUUGGAAUCCAAAUGGAACAUGAUCCGAAGUGGAAGGUAACAUUCAGAUCGCGAAUGUGUUGGAUUGGAUACCAAUAUGAAGACCUCGCUCUAGCUCUGGCCGCGAAAGAUGGAGUCACAUACACAUAUACCGUAAACAUUGAGGCUCAAUACUUCAUGGCCGCUAUGAGUGUCUACGAGCUAUAUCCCGAAAAGUCACAAGAUCCUGUUCCUAAGCACUGGAAAGGAGAAGCUGGGAUUCGGUGA